GUAGGUCGGGGGCUAUGACUAUGCCACCAGAGUAGCAGCUGAAGGCAUGUGCCAAUCGCUCGGAUAUCAGGGGCUAUGCAGCAAAGCUGAAGUGAAAGGAUACUCCAAAUGCGCAUUUGGAUGGAUGAGCGACUACAAGGGCUAUUGGUACCAUGAGACUAGCACCGGCUGUGGCACAGGCACGGGGUACCGCGAUGGAAGCAGCCACAACUCAGUGGGAGCCUAUUGCUGCCACAGCGCCCCACAAGUUCCACGCGAGUACGUUGGAGGCUACGACUAUGCCAGCAGAGAGUUGGCAGAAGCCAAGUGCCAGUCCGAGGGAUAUCAGGGGCUAUGCAGCAAAGCUGAAGUGGAAGGAUGGUCCAAGUGCGCUCACGGCUGGAUGAGUGACUACAAGGGCUACUGGUUCCACAAGACAAAAAGCGGCUGCGGUUCUGGCACGGGAUGGCGCAGCGGAAGCAACCAGAACGCCGUGGGUGCCUUUUGCUGUCACCUCGCCACCUUCGUUCCAAGGAAGUAUGUUGGAGGCUACGACUAUGCCACCAGAGAAUUGGCAAAAGCCAAGUGCCAGUCAGAGGGCUAUCAGGGGCUAUGCAGCAAGGCCGAAGUGGAAGGAUAUUCCAACUGCGCAUAUGGAUGGAUGAGCGACUACAAGGGCUACUGGUACCAUGAGACGAGCGCUGGUUGUGGCACAGGCGCAGGAUACCGCGAUGGAAGCAACGAAAACGCUGUGGGCGCCUACUGUUGCCACCACACUCCAGCUAUUAAAAGAACAUACGUCGGGGGCUACGACUACGCUACCAGAGCAGAGGCUAAAGACAAGUGCGCGUCUCUAGGCUUCCAAGGGCUUUGCACAGUGGCGGAAGUGGAAGGAUUCUCCAAAUGUGCAUAUGGUUGGAUGUUUGAUUGGAAGGGCUUCUGGCUGCACAAGACGCAGAGUGGGUGUGGUUCAGGCGCUGGAUACCGUAAGGCGCCUGGAAGUCAAACAAAUGCAGGGGCCUAUUGCUGCCAUAUUGCGUGGGCCACCCCAGCGCUCGCCAGCAUUCCCAGAAGGUACGUGGGCGGUUACGACUAUGCCACCAGAGAGCUGGCGGAAGCGAAAUGUCAAUCAUUGGGCUGGAAAGGUCUUUGCACCAAAGCUGAGGUGGAAGGAUGGGCCCACUGUGCGUGGGGUUGGAUGAGUGACUACAAAGGCUACUGGUUCGAUAAGACAAGCGCCGGCUGUGGCAAUGGCGAGGGCUUCCGCGACGGAAGCAGCGAAAAUGCAGUGGGUGCGUAUUGCUGCCACAUUUCCCCACUCAUUCAGAGAACUUACGUGGGUGGCUACGUAUACUCAACCAAGGAUGCAGCAGCAAGCGCUUGCCGAUCAAAAGGCUAUCGAGGAUUAUGCUCGAAAGCUGAGACAAAAGGGUAUUCUCACUGUGCCUUUGGAUGGAUGAGCGACUACAAGGGCUACUGGUACCAUAAGACAGAAACUGGUUGCGGUACAGGCGCUGGAUACCGUGAUGGAAGCAACCAAAAUCCAGCGGGCGCCUAUUGCUGUCACCCUGCACCUGCGUACAAAGGAGGCUACAUUUAUCAUACCCGGGAAGCAGCAAACUCAUCCUGCCAAGCGGCGGGUUACGAUGGCUUGUGCGCGAAGGCAGACAUUGAAGGACACCCAAGGUGCGAAGCUGGCUGGCUCAGCGACUUUAGGGGGUAUUGGUUCAAUGAAACACAAGCAGGCUGUGGAACUGGAGUGGGGUUCAGGAGCUACCCGGACACUGCAGCAGGAGCCUACUGCUGCUCUUUGGGUCUUGACAACACCAAAGUGGAGGUUGACCAAUAUGUUGGCAAAGUCAUUGCGCUUCACAAUGACUUCGAGAACAGGUACGUGGAGAUGACGGAAGUGUCGCUGGGAACCACCGCAGUUCGCAAUCGAGAUGACCCACCUGUCGAGCUAAGCCGUGCACACUUCCUCGUUGUUUUUGCAGGCGACGAUGAAGUGGGACUUCACAACGUUGUGGAAAACAGGUUUAUCCGAAUGAAUGGGCCUGCCUUCGCACAACCAAGCCCAUCAACAAAUGCCAACAGCCCUGUUUGGACAGCAGACCGCUUCAAGAUGUUGCGCUGUGGCAGCGGCGAGAUUUGUUUUCACAAUUCCUUGUACAACACCUUUUUAACGAUGCGCCCUGACCCACUUCCAUUUGGACUGAUUGGUGGCACCGCAGAGCUCGGGCCGGCGAUGCACUUUGCUUUGGUGGAGGUGCCAGGAAAUGCUGGCUUCAUCACCUUGUCUGAUCAAGCUUGCAAAGGAGUCCCAUAUACACACAGCCCUUGCUACACUGAGUGUCGUGGUUGGAUGUUGUCCUCCAUGGAUGAAUGUUGGCAGAAAUGCGUAACUAAUGCAUUUCCUGAAGGCUGCGUUGGUAUUACCGACAACUCAGAGUGCGUGGCGGCUGUUUUUGAGAGUAAUGGGCAGUGCCACCUUUAUGACGGGCAGUGCACCCAGCUAAGCACCGAUUCAGGCACCACAACACGGUUGAAGAAGUUUGAAGCCAAUUUUAAGCUCGUCGAGGGCCAAAGGUGCACAAACGCUCCCUUCACCGACAACGCCGGUAUUGAUUGCAAGGGGUUUGAACAUGUGACGACGGCAGAUGAAUGCAAGCAAAAGUGUAUGGAGAGCGCGCACGCGCCCAACUGUCCCCACAAGCCGUGCGCGGCGGCUAUGUUCUGGGAGGAUACACAGGUUUGCCAUUUUUAUGAUGCUUGCGAAUCAUGGACAGAAGCUUCAGAUGGAAGACCUGGCAAAGCCAUUGUGCAGAAGAAUCUCUUCAAGCACCUCCAUGGCGUAAAGUGCAGUAGCACCCCAUACACACAGCAGGCAGGCUGCAAUGGCUUCCAGGGUGUCAGCGCAGCCCAGUGCCAGGCAUUUUGCGAAAGGAGCGAUUCUCCCUGCGGCGUAGCCGGCACGUGUCGCGCUGCUACAUACAAUGAAGACACCGAGGAGUGCCAGCUUCACGACGAGUGUGGGACACAAACUGCAGUGGAAAACUACGUCUCCAUGAUUUCCGUUUUGCCCGCCACAUACCGAAACUUCAAGUUCUACAAUGGAAAGAGGUGCUCAACUUCUCCUUACACCUAUGAUUUGGGCGCAGAUCCGCCAUGCAACGGCUUUCACAACAUGAAUGAGUAUGAAUGCCAAGCCGCGUGUGAAAAUUCCAACGUGGCUUCGGGUUGCCCUGAGAAGCUUUGCGUUGCCUCUGUGUUCUACCCAUCCACGAAGGAAUGCCAUUUGUAUGAAAGCUGCCCUUCACUGGUCGAUGACGCAAAUGCCAGAACCAUCCGGGCUGCCGCAACAAGCCAACCUGCAUCGUUGAUCACCAAGGAAGCAGAAGUUGAAGUACCCGAGGAAAGUGACCUUGGCCCAUAUCACGAGCUGGCGACGGCCCUCCCAAGCGUGCUGAUGAACUUGACCAAUUAUUCUGGUCUUAUUCGCAACCAAAAUCGCAGCAAUCUUAAUAUGGCACACCGUUUCGGCGACCCCAAGAAAGAUAUCGAGCUCCUCUACGAGAUGUUUGAAGGCUUCUUCCGAGCUUUGAACACAAGCUUGGAUACCGAUGGCCCUUUGGUUUGCCCACACCGCUCUUAUGCCCACAUAUCGGCAUGCAUCUCCAUGGCAGCCUGCGUGUUGCAGUCCGCGGUGCCAACACACAUUGACAUGGAAUACUUUUCUUCUAUCAUGGAACUGGAAAUGAGGUUUCAGGAUAUUUCCUGGCCUAUCAUUCGCCAGGGAUUGAUGGAAGAGGCUUUGGAUUUCAGCGUGCCAGACGAGCUCUUGUCUAAAUACCGCUGUGAUGAGUUUGUAGAGGUUGGUGCUUAUGAACCUGCGAACAACGAAAGUUUCCUCCAGCUUGACAAUCUUGAAGGGAAAGCGAAGACCUUGGCUUUGUCCAGCGCCAUGCUCCAUGCAACGCGCGUCAGCCACCGGAUCUUGGACGCGCAUGGCCAGAACACCACCAUGGAGUCUACCCUCCAGCAGCUGGAAGAAACAUGGUAUCCAGUUUGCCGCCACCUCUUCUGUGACCACACGAAUUUCUGGGACAUACACAUGGCCUCGUACAAGCAGACCAGGGCAUUGCUGCAAACCAGUGCCGUGGCCCACUUACGCUCGGAGAUUCAGAGUAGGUACAAGCUGGAGCAAAGGAUGCAACGCUUUGUCUCAGCGCACCAGGACAAAGCCUUGGUGGAGAGGUUUUGGCGCAAUCACAACAGAGCUCAUGACGAGAGUCUCCACCUCUAUGGACAGCAAGGCCGAAAAGCAGUGCUACGAGUUGUGGAGAGCUUUAGCACACGGAACUUAGAGAAGGCACUUCAGCUAUUCGACCGCGAGGUCCUUCAAGAGCAUAUCGAAGAUCAUUCGGAUGAUUCCGAGGGACUCCUGACGGAAGGCUCUUUCCAAAGCAAGUUUGACACAUCGGUGAGCGCUUCGAAGUGGCGGUGGCUGAAGGCUAUAUUCAAGGCGUUGAAAUGCUUCGGGCAAACCAGUUUCUUUGUUGCGACCGGAUAUUGGAACCCAUUCCAUCCCAACGUCGGCUGGUCCUAUGCCCUCAGUGCUGGCAGCUUCUCCCAUUUCGGAAUGAUGGCAAGAGGGGAGCCGCACCCUGACGAGAACUUUUUCAUGUCUUUAUCUUUGGGAUUGAUCGCAGGAGUUGCGAAUGAGUUCUACGCGGCAGGGGUAAGUGCGUCCGUCUCGCUCUCUGUGGGCUGCGGAGCGAGCUGGACGGUCAGCUUAGGCGUUGGUGCAUGGGGAGCUGCCAUAGUGAAAGCCCCAUGGCUCCCCACUUGCAUCCUUGGCGCCAAAGUUCCGCCAGGUUGCGUAUCUGGAAUGGGCUUGUGUGCUUCAUGCUGCAAGUCAAUGGGCGUAAGUUUCUCGCUUUUGUGCUGCAGCUGGAAUGUGAAGACCAAAGAACAUACCUGUCGCUAGUGUCGGAGACCAGGCAUUUUUGGCAGCGGACUGCGUGAAGAGAAGGGCGCGGAUGUUUGCCAUUAUGGUGCAUAUUGUUUGAUGCUGGGCUAUCUCCGGCAGAGCUGGAGGGCCGAAGCUUUCAA
Molecule: messenger RNA, 5091 nt
Organism: Durusdinium trenchii
Lineage: Eukaryota; Dinophyceae; Suessiales; Symbiodiniaceae
Source: the annotation of a GenBank genome assembly